Molecule: messenger RNA, 1875 nt
Organism: Babjeviella inositovora NRRL Y-12698
Lineage: Eukaryota; Fungi; Ascomycota; Pichiomycetes; Serinales
Gene: ASK1
Product: Ask1p
Exons: 1
Coding region: 1-1875 (624 amino acids)
Biological process (GO): attachment of spindle microtubules to kinetochore
Cellular component (GO): DASH complex; mitotic spindle pole body; mitotic spindle
Source: RefSeq, a predicted model, not a curated record
AUGCAGAGACAAUCCAUUGUGCCCAACAGAACUUCGGGUAAACCCUUAUUAAGUGGCAAGGACGAGCCCCCCGCUAUUGGGCGACGCAAAUCCGUGUUUCACACGCGCCCGGUGCCUAGCUUCCAAUCAGGCACGUCUAACGCGCAGCCUAGUCCAGCCACGUCUUCCACCUUGCAAUUAGAGCACCUAGAACAGGAGAUUACACUAACUUUGCAAGAGAUCGACAAAAACUUCUCCAAGAGUAACAAAAUCAUCAACGAUCUGAUCUUGCCCAUCAUCAAGAACUACGCCGGCAGCUCGCGUAAUCUCUGGUCCUCGGUGCAAUUCUGGAAACAAUUCUUUGAAAAUAGUGCGAACGUACAGUUGGCUGGCUAUGAAGAAGCUAUGGAGCCGUUUGAACGAGAGGAUCAAGAUGCUCUGGAGCUCAGAAGCGAAGUAUCAGAGCACGAAGAGUCUGAAAGCUUGGCGCAGUACCCCGGGAGAGACCCCGAGGAUAUUAGCGAUUCCACGAUCCAACAGUUCCAGAAACGGUAUUCCCGAACGGCUGAUUCACCGAAACGCAUUCAAGAAACUGACUUCACUCCGCAGAACCUCAAUUUUCCUGGGGGGAUUGAGGCCUCUACCCCUGAUCUUCAGAAGCACGUACCCGCUACAACCGGAUAUGUGGACACCACUGACAGCAUUCUACAGGUUCCCACUUCCAAUUUUGUCGCUCCUAGCUCUCGGCGCUCGCCGUUGAAACAUCAAAUCUUGGACUCGACCGUGUCUGGAUCAUUUACUGUGCCUACCAAAGCCAGAGCGACGCCGCCUAGAGAUCAAACAUCCCUAGAGGCUGCCCAUCAGGCCAAAGUUCUCUCUCAGUCACCGUUCAUCGAAGACCCUACUGUUCCUACAACUAUGGUGUUCCACCAAUCAGGGGCUGGUAACCAGUACAAGAUCCGGAUGACGCCGUCUCCCUCCAAACGACUCUUACCGAGUGCCAAGUUUAGUUCUCCUAGGAGAUCCCCAGAGCGAAAAUCGCGUAGUGAGCGGAGGUCUAUCACCGCGCAGUUCGACUCUUCGCCUGAAAUCUCGCCACCCAGAUUGAUGAGCGACGUGCAGUUAUCACCAGAUGAUGGCAAGCGGACUCAUGGACUAUCCCCCGAAAAACCCCUCAGAGGAGAGAAGAAGCCGCGACAGGAGAUUAGACGGUUUCCAGAUACGCCCAAGUAUAAUAGCGAAAACGGUACUGACUUCAACAAGACCCCGCGGGGGAUUGAGAUGCGCUAUGCAGAUUCCACCACCAUGGAUGAGGCUAACAUUACCAAUAACGCCAUGAACCGUGGCACGAUUCUUCCGCGGAUGUUAACAAACAGGCAGAGGCAGAAAGAUGCCAAUCUCGAUCAUCAGCUUGAUGAGUUAGAAAUUCAGUCCGACGGAGACGACUUGCCCGAAGGCAUUUCGCCUCCUGUGACGAUCCAGUUUGCCAAGGCGGUAUUUCCAGAGGGUUCUUCGCUCAGGGACAGUUCACUCGGCAGCAAAAAGACCAAGGAAACUGCUGCCGACAUCAUCCGUGAAAUUCUCCAGGAAGGGAGCACGAGCAUUGAGAGUGAGCCUAGUUUGGUUAACGUUGUGGGAGAAGCCGAGAGCGUUGAAACGGCGAAAGCAAAUGAGACAGAGUUUCAUUCAUUCGACGAGAGUGACAGUGUGUUCAAACCUGUGGAAGGCACCACUGAGAUGGAGGAGCUCGUGCAACAGGCAGAGCAGCUCGAACCAAUCGCCGUCACUGCUCUGACUCAAGGUGUGACAGACAUUGACAUGUCCGGAUUUGAGUUUGAUGCGUUUUUGGACCAGCCGAACGCUGAGACUACUAGUGGUCAUUGGAGCGAUGAGUAA